CUAAAGCCAAGGCUGCUCCGCGGGGGUGGUCCCCUGCACAGAACCUCCUCCUCUUACAACCACUGCCUGCAGAGGCUCCACCCCGGCCCGUCCUCCACCCUCUUCCCCUGAGGCACCUUUGGGGACUUGGAGUUGGAUAUACCAUGGGAACCCCAAACGAUCAGGCCGUAUUGCAGGCUAUCUUCAACCCCAACACCCCAUUUGGAGACAUCGUUGGGGUGGACCUGGGAGAGGAAACAGAGCAAGACGAAGAUGAAGAUGCAGUUUUCCCUCAAGCACAGCUGGAACAGUCCAAGGCGCUGGAGCUGCAGGGGGUGAUGGCGGCAGAGGCCGGGGACCUCAGCACAGCCCUGGAGAGGUUUGGCCAAGCCAUCGGCCUGCUUCCGGAGAGAGCGUCAGCCUACAACAACAGGGCCCAGGCCCGGCGGCUCCAGGGGGAUGUGGCAGGUGAGGGAAACGCCCGGGAGCCUCCACAGAGGGCACAGAGCAGAGGGAGCUGUGGGGCAAGGAACCGCUAAACCCAUGUUUGGGCCUGAAAAGCCUGAGGUAUGGUACAGACCCUGCUGGUCUCACGGGGCUGUGGUGAAAGUCAGAAGAGACUGCAUUCUACUCAUUUACUGAAGGGACAGUUCAUGAGAGCCUACCCUGUGGCAGUAAGCUGAGUACCAAGGACAUGAAGGUAAAAGAUGCAGUAUUUGCAGCUAACGUUUAUCCAGUACUUACUACAUGCCAAUAUGCUAUAGUAACUCAAUCUUGCAGCAACCCUUGAAAAGCUAUGUACUCUUGUUAUUCCCCCUUUUUUGUCUUGUUUCCUUUU
This is a messenger RNA of Chinchilla lanigera (long-tailed chinchilla), 817 nucleotides long. It is a transcript of the gene Ttc36, whose product is annotated as tetratricopeptide repeat domain 36. The record is from RefSeq and is a predicted model, not a curated record. Gene Ontology annotation, molecular function: protein binding. The transcript has 2 exons. Gene Ontology annotation, biological process: cilium assembly. Lineage: Eukaryota; Metazoa; Chordata; Mammalia; Rodentia; Chinchillidae. Bases 144 to 518 code for a protein of 124 amino acids.